This is a messenger RNA of Scomber japonicus (chub mackerel), 1665 nucleotides long. Its product is annotated as sphingosine kinase 1-like. Gene Ontology annotation, biological process: cellular response to growth factor stimulus; sphingosine biosynthetic process; negative regulation of apoptotic process. Lineage: Eukaryota; Metazoa; Chordata; Actinopteri; Scombriformes; Scombridae. The transcript is spliced from 5 exons. Gene Ontology annotation, cellular component: membrane; intracellular membrane-bounded organelle; cytoplasm. The coding region runs from base 1 to 1665 and encodes 554 amino acids. The record is from RefSeq and is a predicted model, not a curated record.
AUGGACCCGAGGAGAGCAGAACCGGACCGUGAAAGCCCUGCCACGCUGCACGGGGAGUUCACGGUCACCGGGAACCGAAAAGUCAGGUGUUCCGUGAGUCUAACCGAGAAGGAGCUCAUCGUCCAGAGGCUCACCUCCGCACCUGUGGGGCGAAACAAGGUGGUACUCAGCCUGAAGGACUGCGUCGGCUGCCGGGCUCACCGGGAGGAUGACAACGCGGACCCGGCGGCGUACCUGGUGGUGUACUUUUACCCGCUCAGACGGCGCUGGGUGAGCUCCGGGGUGUCACGGCAGAGAGUGGAGCACAGCUUUCGGCUCGCAGUGCUGCAGGACCCGAGAGACAACCUGGAGGAGGCGGAGAGGUGGGCGAGAGCAGUCCGGGAGCGCAGUGACCGGCAGCAGCACAUAAGAGACGGUGUGUUGAUGAGGAAGUUGUCUCGUCCGUGCCGCAUGAUGCUGCUGGUGAAUCCACAGAGCGGGAAGGGACAGGCUCUCACUCUCUAUAACAACCACAUCCAGCGAAUGCUCAACGAGGCUGGGGUCCAACACACACUCGUCAUCACUGAGCGACAGAAUCACGCCCGAGAGCUGGUGAAAGAGGCUGACCUGUCGCAGUGGGAUGCUUUAGUCAUCAUGUCAGGAGAUGGACUUCUGUUUGAGGUGAUUAAUGGUCUCCUGGAGAGAUCAGACUGGGAGGAGGCCAUCCGGACCCCGCUAGGUAUACUUCCUGGCGGAUCAGGCAAUGCUUUGGCUGCAUCUGUACAUUACUACUCUGGAUCCUCACCGGUAUCCAGUGAGGACCUCCUGGUCAGCUGUGGCUUCCUGCUCUGUAAAGGUCUAGUAUCCCCCAUGGACCUGGUCUCCAUCCAUCUCCCCUCCAGCCCCCGGCUCUUCUCCUUUCUCUCGCUGGCCUGGGGCUUCGUUGCGGACGUUGACAUCGAGAGUGAAAAGUACCGUCACGUCGGAGCUGCCCGGUUCACCGUCGGCACGCUGGUGAGGCUGGCUUCUCUCCGCGUUUACAAGGGCAAGCUGGCGUAUCUGCCCGUCACCGAGGACUGCAACAACCGACGAGGUUUGAGAAAUAAUAUGAGACCGCACCGCAACAAUCAAGCCUCCUCCCUAUGUCCAGCAUCUCCCCCGAACUGCCCGUCCAAAGACUCUCCCCUCCGCAACACCUUCCACAACUCUUGCCACUCCAACAACUCCUUCAAAGUGAGGAGGACGGAGAGCACGCCUUCCAGAAGUGCCACCAAAGCCCUCGCUGGCCCACCUGACUCGCUGUUGCUGCCUCUGGACCAGCCGCUGCCCAGCGACUGGGUGGUGGUGCCAGAGGAAGACUUUGUCCUCAUGCUGGCCAUGUACCAGUCCCACCUGGCAGAGGACCUGCUGGCAGCACCAGGUGCCAUCUCGGAUGACGGCGCCAUCCAUCUAUUCUACGUCAGAGCGGGAAUAUCCCGUACUGCUUUGCUGAGGCUGUUCCUAGCUAUGGAGAAAGGUGCACAUCUGGCUACAAACUGUCAACAUCUGGUGUACACAAAGGUGCGGGCACUCAGGCUGGAGCCGUAUUCACCCAAAGGGAUAAUAACAGUAGAUGGGGAGGUUGUGGAGUACGGGCCACUGCAAGCAGAGGUACACAGAGGGCUGGCGAGAUUAAUCACUGGAUGA